AUGGUGGAAUACAGACAGAAUAUGAGUAAUGUUAGGCUAGUAUUUGAUCGGAUAAAAAGCGAAGAGUUCUAUACAAAGAUCGAUGAAAUGAAUAAACUGACGAGAGCUCACAAAAAUACUUACAAGGAACUUCAACGACAACAAGAGGUAUGUUGGAUUAAUAACAAUAAAGUACAGAAGUACGAAUUAUGUCUGAAGACGGCCGAAAUGUCACGAAACCACCUGGCGGACAAACUAUCCAGUAAAAAUAUAAAAGCUCGAGAUCACAGCAUUAAACAGUUGCAGACGACACUAAAUGAUAAAAAGCAGAAAGCAGCAGAAUCCGCCAAGAAAUACCUAACUUUACUGACAAAAGAAAACAUGACUAGAAAUGCAAUGAGAAUGCUUGAGAGUGACCUACUGGACGAUAUAAGAUUCAACUUAGCAGAUCUUAUACACAGUGGAUUGGUGUCAAUGAAAUAUAUACCAGCAACACAAACUAACAAACUCUAUGAAGUACUUCCACACAUUGACAACUUUGACUGCAGAUUGGCUGCAGAAUCAAUUAUUGAGAAACUUAGCUCCAAAUACCAGUUCAGUUCACCACAGGAAUUUCAUGCUGCAAACGGGUUUCAAGUCAAGCUUCCAGAUAAACAGUAUGUUAACUACAAAUCAGGCAUACAUAUUAUGAAGGAACAACCAUCUGAGCUGAAACAACGCAAUAAUAAUAGUGAGUUCGUUUAUAAAUUUAAUUUAAUGGGAUAA
Mytilus trossulus (common blue mussel) is the source of this 744-nucleotide messenger RNA. RefSeq lists its product as uncharacterized. The coding region runs from base 1 to 744 and encodes 247 amino acids. The record is from RefSeq and is a predicted model, not a curated record. The transcript has 6 exons. Lineage: Eukaryota; Metazoa; Mollusca; Bivalvia; Mytilida; Mytilidae.